This is a messenger RNA of Fragaria vesca subsp. vesca, 542 nucleotides long. RefSeq lists its product as uncharacterized. The transcript is spliced from 2 exons. Lineage: Eukaryota; Viridiplantae; Streptophyta; Magnoliopsida; Rosales; Rosaceae. The record is from RefSeq and is a predicted model, not a curated record. The coding region runs from base 156 to 542 and encodes 128 amino acids.
AGAGAGAGAGAGAGAGAGGUGCCGUCUUCAACAAAUUAAGAUAUAUAUCAUUUGCAGAUCUGUCUUUGAAUUCGUUCUUGGAUUAAUUUGAAGGAAGUUCUGGUCUAUCCCACCAUCCAAAUCAUCAAGUCGAUCGAUCGAUAUAUGCAAUAACAAUGCCGACUGAGGUACACCACCAGCUGCCUGAUCAUCAUGACUCCAGACCUAUGAGUACUACUCUUUGGCUUGACAAAAUGAAGGGUCUGUCUCAUCAAGAAGAUGAAUUGGCCAAGUCAAUACAGAAGAAGAUUGUAAGGGAGAAUUCGAUAGCAAAGAAACCUGCUUCGAAUCAAAAGAAGAGUUGCAUAUGCGCUCCAACCAACCAUGAAGGUUCAUUUAGGUGCCACCUACAUCGAGUCAGAAUAGAAGGACAACGUAAGUCGAACAUCGAUGUGAAGAAUGCUCUUGAUACUGAUGGUAAACAGCCUAGGCUAUCCAGAUUCAGUAGGGAUGCAUCUGUUAGAGCAUGCCAUGACAACCUACCUUUAACGCACGAUAACUGA